Messenger RNA from Colletotrichum karsti, 237 nucleotides. RefSeq lists its product as uncharacterized. NCBI's taxonomy places the organism in Eukaryota, Fungi, Ascomycota, Sordariomycetes, Glomerellales, Glomerellaceae. The transcript has a single exon. Bases 1 to 237 code for a protein of 78 amino acids. The record is from RefSeq and is a predicted model, not a curated record.
AUGGACCAGCAAGAUGAGAACGCCGUCUCCUUCCUCGACCACGUCGCGGAGCGACACCAGAUCCUCACCAAGCUUCAGGCGGCCGAGUAUAAGGACUGGUCAACGGAUUCGCCCCCGAGGCGGCUGCCCCCACACGUCUCUACUCUAGACGUCUGGGUCGCGCUCCACGUCAGCCCAUACGGCCGACUGAACCGAUUAGACAAGAUGAUCGAUCCAGCGAGACGGGAUUCAUCAUGA